UUUAGCUUCUUCUUAUUCAUCUUUUUCCUUCCUCACCUAGCAUCCGCCUCAUGCAGUGCAGCAAAAUGCACCCACAGAGGGCCCCGGGUUCGAUUCCCAUUCUGGCUAACAAACCGCCAAGACUCGCGCUGUGGGUAUCCAAAGUUUGGUCUCAUAUGCGAUAGUGAAAGGAAGCAAACCGUUGUCACUCUCCCGUCUACGUCGGGAGACUUCUUCGUCGACAGCAUCAACUACAGGGACCAAAUGGUAUCGAUCAUCGAUGCCACCGGGAACGGCUGCCUCAUCAAGCGGUUCCUGGACCAGGAAAUCAGCCUCGUAGAUUCAGCCUUCUUAUUUGCGAAUGGUAAUCAGUACAAGUUCUUCAAUUGCUCGCCUAAAGCAGAGGAAGUACUAGCUUAUUAUCCAACCAUCUCUUGCCUCAUCAGUGACGACAGCAAGGUCAUUGCUGUGCCAUGACUGCCAUCAAUAUCGUCUGGGCCACCAAUAGUACCGUCUGAUCUUUGCUCUGUGAUGUCGGAAGCUUUCGUUCCGGUGGACUCCACUCCAUUUCUUCCACCAUAUGUAUCUCAGUGGGAAAAUAUUAACUUUGGUUUUCGGUUGGCGUGGGCUGAGCCUGAUUGUGGUUACUGUGAACUAACUCAUAGAGCUUGUCGGUUUGAGAAUGCUACAAGUUGGCAGAUUGGUUGCUCUGGUCGAAGAGGUCUCUCAAAUGCUGCAAGAACUGGCUUAAUUAUAGGCCUGGGAAUCCCGGGGCUUGUGGGCAUUUCUGGGCUUGCAAUGCUUAUAACGGACAGGAUGAGGACCCGUCGUCAGGGCAACCACACAACCAUGGAACUAUCCACGGUAACUAAUGAACAAUCUCCAGUAGUCACAGCAGUGGCCGGCCUUGAUGCUGCGACCAUCGAAUCGUAUCCUAAGACUCAACUUGGUGAGAGCGUGGAUUUACCUAGCCCAAAUGAUAAAACUUGCUCUAUAUGUUUGGCCGAGUACCAGCCCAAGGAAUCUCUCAGGGGUAUACCUGUAUGCAACCAUUAUUUUCAUGCUAUAUGUAUAGAUGAAUGGCUAAGAAAUAAUUCGACUUGUCCGCUUUGUCGGAAUCCACCUGAUCGACAGUAAUGAAAUAUGCAACAUAAUCAUUUUGUACGUCUUGAUUAUAUAAGUUCCUGGUUCUAAAUACAGUACAUAAUACAAGCAAUUUUAGUAUA
Rosa rugosa (rugosa rose) is the source of this 1205-nucleotide messenger RNA. Its product is annotated as putative RING-H2 finger protein ATL69. The transcript has 2 exons. Lineage: Eukaryota; Viridiplantae; Streptophyta; Magnoliopsida; Rosales; Rosaceae. The coding region runs from base 511 to 1116 and encodes 201 amino acids. The record is from RefSeq and is a predicted model, not a curated record.